GCCGGCCCUGCCUCCAGUCAGAGCACCGGGGAUCGGUGGGUGUGAUGUUGCUUGAACGCGUGGCUGCCGUACCGCUGUCAGAGCGCUCUCUCUGCGGCUCCUCAGCCAUAAAAACAAAGACGCUGUGAGGCAGCGUAGAGGACUCAGGACCCCGGAGGAAAGUAGCCGCCUGGAGCCUGUCAGCAUGCGGGUCCUUCUGAGCGUCCUUUACCCGCUCCUUUUCCUCGCCGUGUUCGGACUCUAUCCAUCCAUGACCAUCGGCCCUAAGGAGGGCUGGCAGGUGUACAGCUCAGCCCAGGAUGCUGAUGGGCGCUGUAUCUGCACUGUGGUAGCGCCAGAACAAAGCCUGUGCUCCAGAGAUGCAAAAAGCAGACAGCUCCGACAGCUGCUAGAAAAGGUGCAGAACAUGUCUCAGUCCAUUGAAGUGCUGAACCUGCGGACUCAGAGGGAUUUUCAAUAUGUCAUAAAGAUGGAGAACCAGAUGAAAGGCCUGAGGAGCAAGUUCAGACAGGUUGAAGAUGACAGGAAAUCCAUCAUGGCCAAGAAUUUCCAGGAGCUUAAGGACAAGAUGGACGAGCUGAAGCCGUUGAUCCCUGUGCUCGAGCAGUACAAGAUGGACGCUGCACUCAUCUCACAGUUUAAGGAGGAGAUUAGGAACCUUUCCGUGGUGCUGACCAGUAUCCAGGAGGAGCUCGGGGCCUAUGAUUAUGACGAGCUGUACCAGCGAGUCCUGCGACUGGACACCAGGCUCCGCAGCUGCAUGGGCAAACUAACGUGUGGGAAAUUAAUGAAAAUCACUGGACCUGCUACAAUAAAGACAUCUGGAACCCGGUUUGGGGCUUGGAUGACUGAUCCGCUUGCAACAACCCGAGACAACAAGGUGUGGUAUAUGGACAGUUACACCAACAGUAAGAUUGUGCGCGAGUACAAGACGAUAGAAGACUUUGUGUCAGGAGUGGUUUCUCGAACCUACAGCCUCCCAUUUAAAUGGGAGGGAACCAACCACAUUGUGUACAAUGGCUCGCUUUACUACAACAAGUACCAGAGUAACAUAAUUGUCAAGUACAGCUUCGAGACAGGCACCGUGCUCGCCCAGCGAGCUUUAGAGUUUGCUGGCUUCCAUAACAUGUACCCGUACACUUGGGGAGGAUACUCUGACAUUGACAUCAUGGCCGAUGAACUGGGAAUGUGGGUCGUGUACGCAACCAAUCAAAAUGCCGGUAAUGUUGUCAUCUCCCAGAUAGACCCCGACACGUUGCAGGUCCUGAAGACUUGGAAUACUGAAUACUCCAAAAGGAAUGCAGGCGAAUCAUUCAUGAUCUGUGGGACGCUUUAUAUCACCAACUCUCAUCUGUCAGGAGCUAAGGUUUACUACGCUUACUCCACCAAGACUUCCACCUAUGAAUACAUAGACAUCCCUUUCCACAACCAGUAUUUUCACAUCUCCAUGUUUGACUAUAAUGCCAGAGAGAGGGCGCUGUAUGCUUGGAAUAAUGGACACCAGGUAAUCUUUAAUGUCACCCUGUUUCAUGUAAUAAAAACCGAUGACGACUCUUAAAUGUGAUCCUUUGCAAAUUCCCACAACUAAAGCACCAUUGUUUGUGGUACAAGGACCAGCUAAUUAACUUUUCCCUUUCAUCAAAAUUGGACUGUGCUAUCUCUACUUGAACCUUUUGCAAUUUAUGGUUCUGUGUUCUUGGAAGGAUUGAGCAUGGACACUGAUGACUUUACAAUAAAAUACAUGAAGCAUUUUUUACAAUAUUGCAUUGCUGCUGAUUAGUCUGGUAUGCCUUAUUUGCAGAGUGUUGGGUUUUCCAGCCUAAAACUCUUUUGCAUGAAUGCCAUGCAUUUGUCUAGUGUAAUCUGUUAAAACAUAGUUGUUUUUGUUGCAAAUUAGACAUUUGCCUUCAGUGUAUGUUUUGUUUGUAUAUUUAAAGUCUAUUAAAAGUUGUAUUUAAAGUUUGAAAGUAACCUACAUGACAUUUUCCAUAAUGUAAAUGAUAAAAUAUGGUAGACAUUUUGUUAGGGAUGACCCUGUAAAUUAUUGAUAUGACAUCUCUGUGAAAGAAGAAUGUUUGUAUUUUUUAUAAACCAAAUCACUGAAGGA
Girardinichthys multiradiatus is the source of this 2107-nucleotide messenger RNA. RefSeq names its product olfactomedin 3a (gene olfm3a). The record is from RefSeq and is a predicted model, not a curated record. NCBI's taxonomy places the organism in Eukaryota, Metazoa, Chordata, Actinopteri, Cyprinodontiformes, Goodeidae. Gene Ontology annotation, biological process: signal transduction. Bases 185 to 1558 code for a protein of 457 amino acids. The transcript has 6 exons.